AAGCAAUGGAAGACUGGGGAAGGUUACAGCAUGGCCUAUAUAUAAAGUUGAUCGAACUUGAAGUUAAGGAAGCAUAGACGAUAAAAUAAAGGAAAUUAAGUGAGGUAUACCAGAGAGGAUAGGAUUUCCUUUUCAUAGUAUUCUCCUAACAAGAGAAGAAGACAUUUUGAAAAAUGGGAAGAGGAAAGAUAGCAAUAACUAGGAUUGAGAACCGCACAGCCAGGCAAGUCACAUUUUCCAAACGCAGAGGAGGGCUUUUCAAGAAGACCCAUGAGCUCUCUGUGCUCUGUGAUGCUGAAAUAGGACUCAUCAUCUUCUCGAGCAAUGGGAAGCUUUAUGAAUUCUGCAAUGAGUCGUCCAGCAUACCACACAUCAUCAGAAGGUAUGAGAUUUCAAAAGGAAUGCGUGUUCUAGAAAGCAAUGACUGGGAACAAAUUCAGAAGGAAUCGAAAAGAAUCAGGAAAGAGACGGAUGAUCUUCAGUUGAGUGUUCGAUGCUACAAAGGCGAAAACCUGAGUUCCUUGCACCAUGAGGGUUUGGUCGAACUUGAAAAGCAGCUAGAGUGCUCGGUUAACAAGGUUCGAGCUCAGAAGCUUGAGCUUUUGCAACAGCAGGUGGACAAUCUGCGAAGAAAGGAGAAAAUGUUGGAGGAGGAAAAUCAACAAAUACAGUACCAUCUGCAUCAUGUUGCAAUGUUGGAGCAACAACAGGCAGCUGCAGCAAUGGUGAAGCCAAUGGAACAACAACGAAUGCUCGAGCAGUUUCAGUUUUCUGAUGAAGAUCAGCCAAUUAGUAGUCUACUUCAGCUUGCUCCACUCCCUCCACAGUUCCAGCCUUACCGUGUCCAGCCUACACAGCCUAACCUUCAAGAUUUCAGUCUCUCCAUCCCUGAUCCCUCCAACUAUAUAUGAUAGGUUCUGUAUUUGCAUGAAAAGAGGAAGUGGGCAGGAAAAAGUUAGGAUGCUAAGACGCACAUUAGCAUGGAGUUUAUCAUGAUAUAUAUUUUAUUUUUAAUUUCCAUAUUGAUUUUUUUUUUCUUUCUUUUGAGUGUGUGACCUUACUGUUAGUGAAACUUGAUUAAUUGGAAUCAAAAGCCUAGUUAUAUGCAAUUGUUAGCAA
Molecule: messenger RNA, 1119 nt
Organism: Populus trichocarpa (black cottonwood)
Lineage: Eukaryota; Viridiplantae; Streptophyta; Magnoliopsida; Malpighiales; Salicaceae
Product: MADS-box protein FBP24
Exons: 8
Coding region: 174-911 (245 amino acids)
Biological process (GO): positive regulation of transcription by RNA polymerase II
Cellular component (GO): nucleus
Molecular function (GO): DNA-binding transcription factor activity, RNA polymerase II-specific; protein dimerization activity; RNA polymerase II cis-regulatory region sequence-specific DNA binding
Source: RefSeq, a predicted model, not a curated record